AUGGCUGAUUUAGCGCCCCUUGGCCCCUGCCCAGAGGCGCCUCUGCUGCGCCGGGCCACAGGCAUGGCGAGGCUGCGCCAACGCGUGCAGGAGGGCGGCGCGGAGGAGGCGGCGGAGGCGGAUUCGCCGCCCCCCGGUUUUUCGAUUAGCCAGCUAUACGAAUUUUCUGAUGAUACCUGCCCCACGGAGGAGCUGGGUGGCGAGCACUUGGCAGUGUGCGACUGGUAUGCGGCGUGCAUCCGCCAGCUGCAGGCCGAGGUGGGCGCCGGGCAGCGCGCGGUGCAGGAUGAGCAGGCGCAGCGCCGCGCCCUGGUGCUGCAGAUCGCCAGCAUGCAGCAGGCGGCCGAUGAGGCACAGGCGCAGUGCCUGGCCCCGCAGCAGCAGGCGGCACAGGCCGCCAUGCCUGUGGCGGGCGCGGAGCAGCAGGCGGACCGUGGCCCCACCCAGCCAGGGCAGGCGGCCCAGGGGCAGGGGCCGGAGCUGGCAGGGGCGGCAGCUGGGGGCGGCGCGGGAGCCCCUGCUGGGGCCACGCCGGGGCAGCGCGCCGCGCCGGGCGAGGGGGGGCAUUGCACCUCGGCUGCCGCACACGCAGCGCUGGCCCUGGACGCGUCUCCAGCUGCCCAGGCGGCUGGGGUGCUGGAGGCGGCAGCGGCGCAGGAGCAGCAGCAGCAGCAGCAGGAGGAGGAGCAGCAGGAGGAGGAGGAGCAGCGCAUGGAGUUGCAGCAGCAGCAGCCACAGGGCGCGGCAGCAGCGGCGCCACAUGAGGCAGCGGCCAGCCCGCGGCAGGCCACGGGAUGGCUGGAGUGCGAAGGCCUGCGUCGGGAGCUGGCGGCGACAGCUCAGGAGCAGCGGCGGCUGGAGGAGCAGCUGCGUGGGUUGCAGGCGGCGGCGGCGGCGGCGCAGCAGGGCCUGGCCUCGGCGCAAGACGAGCUGGCGGGCAGGCAGCAGAGGUGGGAUGCCGCGCUGAGCAGCCACCAUGCAGCCGUGGAGCGCAUGAAGCAGGCAAUGGGCGAGGAGUCUGGGAGGCUGCAGCGAGAGGUUGCAAGUGCCCAGCGAGAGCGUGAUGAGCUGGCGGCACAGCAGCAGGCGCAGGCAGCCAGGCAUGAGGAGGCCACGGCGCGGCUGCGCGAGGUGCAGCAGCAGCUGCAGAAGGCUGAGAGUGCUGCCGCGCACACCGGCUCCCAGACCGCCGACCGCAUCCUGCAGCUGCGCCACGAGGCGGAGCAGCUGCAGCAGCAGCUGAGCGACAGCCAGGCGGCGGCAGCUGGGCGCGAGGACGAGCUGGCCAAGGAGCUGGCCAUGCAGAAGCGGCGGCACAAGCAGGCGCGGCAGCGUGCCAGGGUGGCAGAGCGGCGGGUGGAGGAGCUGGAGGCGCAGCUGACCCAAGCGCAGGUGCAGGCGGCGGCGGCGGCAGAGACUGCGGCGGGGGAUCAUGCGCCUGGCAGCCCGGACUGGGGCCCGGCCCCCGUGGGCAGCGCCAGCCCGCCGCGCGAUGCGUGUGCGGAGCACGCUGAGGUCAUUGUGGGGUGGGUGCGGCGGUGUCGGCAGCUGGAGGCUGCGCUGGAGGAGGUGCGGGGGCGGUGGGACUAUGAUGACCUGCUGGCCUUUGCGGAGCAGUGCCAUGAGGACCUGGAGGAGGAGCAGCAGCAGACGGCGGAGCUGCGGCGCCGGGUGGCGCACCUCGAGGCGCUGCUGGCGGCGCGAGCUGGGCCAGCAGAUGCGGGGCAGGGCGCAGUAACAGAGGCGGCUGGCCUGACCAGGCGCCAGAGGCGCAAGCUGAGGAGAAGGCUGAAGAAGACGCAGGACACGGCGGAGCAGCAGCAGCAGGGGCCCGUGGAGCAGCAGGGUCCCAGCAAGAAGAGGCGCGGCGGGACCUUGACACCAAUCAUGACCGUGUCGCCGCUGAAGAGGGCGGCAGAUAAGCUCACGGGCACGAGCGGCAGGGCACAGGAUGUGAGGUUCACGCGAGCGCCGGGGGGAGGGAGCUCACACUGCGACAAGGAGGGCCAUACAGUUUGGAGGGUGUCUAUGACGCUGCUGAAAGGCAUUCCGCAGUCAAGGAUGUCCAUUGGCGGCCUCAAGUCUGAGGAGGAGGCCAGAAGGAUUUAUGAUCUGCUUAACAUCGCCAGGCACGUGAUGCAUGGCCUCUCAACACACCAGGGCAGGUGA
This is a messenger RNA of Chlorella variabilis, 2169 nucleotides long. RefSeq lists its product as hypothetical. The record is from RefSeq and is a predicted model, not a curated record. The coding region runs from base 1 to 2169 and encodes 722 amino acids. The transcript is spliced from 7 exons. Lineage: Eukaryota; Viridiplantae; Chlorophyta; Trebouxiophyceae; Chlorellales; Chlorellaceae.